AUGUUCGGUCGCCCUUAUCUCACUUACUUCGUUUCUUUCCUAGCUCUACUAGGCCCUGCUGCGGCUGCCGAGCUCUAUCGCGUGGAUUUCCGCCCACCUGUGCAGGUUAAAAAUGACGGAGGUCUCUUGAGCCGUAACCCUGACGGGGACGGCUCCGUCAUUGACCAUGUCAAGAAUCUCUUAGGAAACGAUGAUCCAUGGGUGUCGACCACGACCGAUUAUAACUUCGCCAAAUCAGGCCUCGAUCCUGUUGACACUAUCAAAGCGUUCCAGGAUGCGGGCGAACCUCACCCUCAUCCUGCUGAGAAGGAAUUUUCAAUAAAGGGCUCUGUCCCUUGGGAUCACAUAACUAAAUGGGACACAUUCAAGAGGAACAAGAAGACCGCAACCACGACCAGGGAAGAUUUUGAUCGGGGCCAGGGCGGGAGUGCUAAGGCACGAUCAUUCACUGCUUGA
Daldinia childiae is the source of this 456-nucleotide messenger RNA. RefSeq lists its product as uncharacterized. The transcript is spliced from 2 exons. NCBI's taxonomy places the organism in Eukaryota, Fungi, Ascomycota, Sordariomycetes, Xylariales, Hypoxylaceae. The coding region runs from base 1 to 456 and encodes 151 amino acids. The record is from RefSeq and is a predicted model, not a curated record.